CGACACGGCGCAAACUCCCUUCUUUCAUGCUUUGUACGAACUGACUCGGAUUCCGGCAGCUUCAACACGAGCUCUGCACCACGCACGCCCAAGUCGCCGAGUCCACCGCAACAUGGCCGACAUGCAGCUCGACGAGAUCCCCACGCUCAGCCUGCUGUACAAGCUCUCCCGCAUUCCGCUGGACGCAGACCACCCGUCGCCGUGCGAACCGAACGCGGCAUACAACGACAAGAUCUCCAUCAUCAAGGCAGACAUCACCUCCCUUGUUGUCGACGGCAUCGUCAACGCCGCGAACGAGGCCUUGCUCGGCGGCGGCGGCGUCGAUGGCGCCAUCCACCGCGCAGCGGGGCCCGACCUGGUGAGGGAAUGCCGCGGGCUCAAUGGCUGCGAGGCAGGCGAUGCCAAGAUCACCGACGGCUACAAACUCCCCUCGGAGAAGGUCAUACACGCCGUGGGUCCGCGCUGGUACGCGCUCAGCCCCGAGGACGCCGAGGCGAAGCUCAAGAGCUGCUAUCGCCGCGGGCUGGAGCUGGCCGUCGAACACGACCUGAAGAGUAUCGCGUUUCCGGCCAUCAGCACGGGCGUCUUCUCGUACCCCAACGUCAAGGCCUGCAACGACGCCUUGUCCGAAGUGCGCAAGUUCCUCGACGAGGGAAAGGGCGACGGGCUGCAGCGCAUCAUCUUCUGCAACUUUCUGCAGAAGGACCAGGAUAUAUAUUACAAGCACGUCUCCAAGCAUUUCCCUCCCGUGCCCGCGCCCGCGCCCGAAGAGACAAACGCCGCCGCAAAAACCUCGACCGACGAGGCAGAUAUCGCUGCCAAGCUACCCGAUCCUCCCACAUCAGAGCCCAAGGACCCCGAGGAGCCUUCGGCUAAGAAGCAGAAGACCGAAGCGGCGGCCGAUGAUCUCGUUGCCGUGGACAAGGACGAGGCGAAGGGCACACCAAAGGGCGAGCUCUAGAGCUCCCCAGGGAAAAAUUAUGAGAUACCACGACAUUCAUGGCAAGGCGUUAUAGCGAAAUUGCAGCAUGGUUUGCAUAUACCCUCGGUCCUGGUUCACCGCCGGCGAUCAGCGUUGCUUAGGUAGGAAUACAGACAUCACUCUGAUGAAACUUGACAUCAAGUUCUAUCAUCACUUCAAGCUCGGUAAGUCAACGGUGAGCCCAGAAAGUCUUAUGGUGAGCCUCCUGUCCGACACCUUACCAAGCCAAGCACGCCUG
Paraphaeosphaeria sporulosa is the source of this 1220-nucleotide messenger RNA. Its product is annotated as A1pp-domain-containing protein. Bases 113 to 961 code for a protein of 282 amino acids. The transcript is spliced from 2 exons. Lineage: Eukaryota; Fungi; Ascomycota; Dothideomycetes; Pleosporales; Didymosphaeriaceae. The record is from RefSeq and is a predicted model, not a curated record.